Salarias fasciatus (jewelled blenny) is the source of this 756-nucleotide messenger RNA. Its product is annotated as trypsinogen-like protein 3. The record is from RefSeq and is a predicted model, not a curated record. Gene Ontology annotation, cellular component: secretory granule. Gene Ontology annotation, molecular function: serine-type endopeptidase activity. Lineage: Eukaryota; Metazoa; Chordata; Actinopteri; Blenniiformes; Blenniidae. The coding region runs from base 1 to 756 and encodes 251 amino acids. The transcript is spliced from 5 exons. Gene Ontology annotation, biological process: proteolysis.
AUGAAGCUUCUCCUGGCAGUGUUGUUGGGGCUCGCAGGAGCGGCUCCCCUGGAAGACAGCAAAGAGUGCCAGCCUCACUCCAGACCAUGGCAGGUCUACCUGGACAGACCGUCCUGCAGUGGCGCUCUCAUCGACCAGUGGUGGGUCGUGACUUCCUUUGACUGCGCCCCAACACCCUACAGCACCGUGGCGACUCUCGGAGAUCACGACCUGAGCAGCGAGGAGGGCGGCGAGCAGAGGGCGCUUGUUGCCGAGGUGAUCCGCCACAGCCCCUACCGCUCCGCCCUCCACAGCCUCACUCUGGUCCGUCUGGCCGAACCGGCCCGCUUCACUCCCCACGUGCAGCCCGUCGCUCUGCCCAGCCGCUGCCCGAAGCCGGGGGAGACCUGCUCCGUCAGCGGCUGGGGCUCCACCGUCCCCAAUCAAUACGGCCGGACUGAUCGCCUGCAGUGCAUUACCGUUCCCAUCGUCGACGACCAGACCUGCGUCGAGACUUUCCCACCAUAUAUCUACUGGGGCGUUAUGGUCUGUGCUGGUCAAGAAAACACAGACAACUGCUUGAGGGAUCAAGGCAGCCUGAUGGUUUGCGAUGGCCAGUUGCAGGGCGUGCACUGGUUCGGACACGGCUGCCAAAAUCCAGCUCACCCCACCGUCUACAGCAAGCUGUGUGAGUACGGUGACUGGAUCCACAGCACGAUCAGCAGCCACAGCCCCUCCCUGCCUACGACGACCACCACCACCACACCCAGCUUCUGA